Messenger RNA from Aspergillus heteromorphus CBS 117.55, 1445 nucleotides. Its product is annotated as GNAT family N-acetyltransferase. The coding region runs from base 69 to 1421 and encodes 450 amino acids. The record is from RefSeq and is a predicted model, not a curated record. The transcript has 2 exons. NCBI's taxonomy places the organism in Eukaryota, Fungi, Ascomycota, Eurotiomycetes, Eurotiales, Aspergillaceae. Gene Ontology annotation, biological process: siderophore biosynthetic process.
UUUUUGAAGCUCAAUUCUCAAUUCCUUUCCAUUUCUGAGGAAAUAAACAGUCCCAACACACACACACAAUGGCACCCAACCCCCCCUCUCCACACCCCUACCCGCUGGUGAAGCUGCCACAUCCUUUUCUGACCACAUAUCGAGUGCGCACCGUCGCCAACUCCUCCACGCCGGCCACACACACCUUGACGCUCGUGGAUCAGCCCGCCACUGGCCGAGCGCUGCCCCAAGCGCUACACCUGGACUCUCUCUCAUGGCACGACCUGUCCUUCACCCCCCAGGCCGACCGUCCCCCUCCUUCAGAUAACAGCGCCUGGGCGCGCGCGCGUCGAGGCCCGCAGACCACAUUCCAAUGGCCCGACAAUAGCGCCCCGACACUGGGACAGAUCUGGAACGUCAUUCACGCCAUAUACCUCGCACACCCGACGAACGAAUUCUUCCGCCUGACUCUCGUCGGCGCCGGCAAGGAGAUGCUGCAGAACGAACUGCUUUCGACCGGGCUGGGAGUCGAGCACCCCCAGCCAUUGCGUCGCGCCGACCACGCGAACGCUCCUGUGCCUUUCACCUCCAACGAGAUCCUCAUCCUGCGCAGCUCCUUCUGGCAAGGCGCGGCAUCGCCUCUGGGCCCGCGCCCGAUCUGGGUGGUUGGCGACGGCACCGACGGCCCUCUGCGGCAGUCGCUGGCCCAGUAUCCGGCCAUGCCCGAGAACUACCAAUUCACCCGCAAAUUCCCCGACGAGGCCGUGUAUGCGCGACAUCCCGUCCGUCGCCCCAAGCCGCACCCCGGCUCCAUCGUCUACAGCCGCUACAUCCCCGAGCUGGACGAGCACUUUUCCCUCGAGGUCGUCGAUUGGCAGGACCAGGCGCACCUGAAGCUAUUCAACACCUGGCAGAACGACCCCCGCGUCGCCUCCGGGUGGAACGAGACCGGCUCUCUGGACCAGCAUCGCGAGUACCUGCGCAAGCUGCACGUCGAUCCCCACGUCCUGUGCUUGUUCGGCCGCUUCAAUGAUUCCCGCUUCGCUUAUUUCGAGCUGUACUGGGCGAAGGAAGACCACUACGGCGCACACUACAACGCAGGCGACUACGACCGCGGCCGCCACUCGCUGGUCGGCGACGCUUCGUUCCGGGGCGCCCAGCGCGUCAACGCCUGGUACUCCAGCUGCAUCCACUACUGCUUCCUGGACGACCCGCGGACGGCCAACGUGGUGGGCGAGCCCAAAGCCACCGGCGGCACCAUCCUGUCGUACGAGAACUCCCAGGGCCUGGUCAUCGGCAAGUACGUCGACCUCGGCCACAAGCGCUCCGUCCAUUCCAUCUGCAGCCGCGAGAAGUGGUUCCAGCUGUGUCCCGUGUUUUGGGAUGGAAGGGAGCGGCCCUUGGAGUCGGCGGAUCGUGCCGCCUGGAAUGCGAAGCUGUAGAGAUUAUCUGCAGUUGAAAUGCGG